Molecule: messenger RNA, 1572 nt
Organism: Rhizopus microsporus ATCC 52813
Lineage: Eukaryota; Fungi; Mucoromycota; Mucoromycetes; Mucorales; Rhizopodaceae
Product: terpenoid synthase
Exons: 3
Coding region: 67-1341 (424 amino acids)
Biological process (GO): ubiquinone biosynthetic process; isoprenoid biosynthetic process
Cellular component (GO): transferase complex
Molecular function (GO): prenyltransferase activity
Source: RefSeq, a predicted model, not a curated record
GCCCAAACAAAAAAAAGAGAUAAAGAGGACCCAGGGAUAUUCUCUUUUUCUUUUGGUAUAAAAGAUAUGUUGCGAAGGUCGAUAAUACGAAGACAUCAGCCUUUGCUCAACCUGUAUCGACAGACCUAUGCCUAUUACCACGUGACAAAUAGUGUGUAUAGCCAACCGAAGCAAGUCGAAGAGGAAUCACCACUGAACAAACUAUCUCAAGGCAUCAGCGCUUUCACAUCAACUCUGUUAAAUGCACCUCCUCUUCGUCGAGUAACCAAACCUAAUAUUGAAACACUCCCCUUUACGGGCAAUGCAACCAGCUGGGAGCAGGCUAUUCGAGAAGCUCAGAGCUUGGUGAAUUCGGCUGACCAAGAAAGAAUUUUUGAUCCAGUCAAGGUUGUUGGUAAGGAUCUAUGGGAACUGAAGGGCAAUAUUACCAAGUUGCUCGGUUCGGGGCAUCCAUUUAUUGAUACGAUUGGAAAACAUUAUUUCGAGAGUGAUACCAACCGUAUUCGACCGCUCUUGGUUUUGUUGAUAGCCAAGGCAUCGUCCCUAGCCGACAAAGAUCCAUCACGCGUAGUCCCUGACGGUCCGAUCUCAGACACUCAAAGAAGACUUGCCGAGAUUACCGAGAUGAUCUAUACAGCGUCUCUACUUCACUAUGACGUGAUUGAUAACAAUCAAGCAUCAAAUGCUGUUUUUGGAAACAAGAUGGCGGUCCUUGCUGGUGAUUUCUUGCUUGCUCGCUCAUCUGUCGCCUUAGCACAGUUAAAGAAUGCAGAAUGUAUUGAGCUCAUGGCUACAUGCAUUGCUCAUCUAGUCGAAGGAGAAUUCAUGCAGCUUCAGAAGCCAAAAGAGGGCAUGGAUAAGAACAAGGCAUUCGAGUAUUAUCUGAAACAAGUUUACAUGAAGACAAGUAGCUUGAUUGCUGAAAGCUGUAAAGCUUCUUCUGUCUUGGCUGGUUGCACAAGUCAUGUAGUGAAGGCGGCAUAUGAUUACGGAAAUCAUUUUGGUAUCGCAUUUCAGUUACUCAAUGAUGUCCGUCAAUUUACUCAAAUAGCCGCACACACAAGUACUUCAUCACCAACAGCAUGGAUAAAUGCCCCUGUACUAAUGGCUUGGACAAAAUGCCCUGAUCUGGGAUCAAUCAUUGAACGCAAAUUUAGUAGAGAAGGAGAUAUGGAAAAGGCCCGUCUCUUGGUCUAUCAAACAAACGCACUCAAGGAUGUGAUGACCUUGGCUGAUGAACAUAUCAAAAAAGCAAUUGAUUCCAUAGACCAUUUACCCACAUCGGAUGCAAGAUCUGCACUUGUACAGCUUGUAAAGAAUCUUCCAAGUAGACAAGAAUAGAGAAAGAUAAUCAAUAGAAGCAAGAUAUUUCAUAUUUCAUUUUGUAAAUAGCAAAUAAUAAUAAAAAAAGAUCAUUUCAUCGAAGAGAGUGACUCCAGUGAUCCUCGGGUGCACUAAGAUUUAACAUUUCUAAAUUUGGUACAAUUUAAACACCACAAGCAUCAGUUCGAUUCUUUACAAGGGCCUCCGCAGUCUUUUUACACCUUGUAUUCUUUUAUUUCUAACCUUGAC